AUGGGAGUCGUCCAACGAGUGCUCGACUGGCCGCAUCUGCCUAUGGUCGUGUUCAACUUGAUCUUGCCGUUGGUCAUCUUCAACGUGGCGAAGGAGCACACGAGUCAAAUUGUGGCCGUGUUCCUUUCGGGGAUUCCGCCCAUGGGGAAGACGUUGGUGCAAGUGUUUGCGUACAACAAGAAAGACGUGAUUUCGAUCGUCCAGAUCAUCUCGACGGCGUUCUCCGUGGUGAUCAUGCUCUUCACAGACAACGCCAAGGUGCUGCUGGUCAAGGACUCGCUGUCGACCAUCACGGUUGGCAUCCUCUACUUCGUCUCGGUUGCGUACUUCCACGAGGAUUUGUUCUUCACGUUUCGUCGCCAUUUUUCCUCGAAAACACCCGAGGAAAUGGAUGCAUUGUACGCACUGCCCCACGUCCAGCGCGCGUCCAGGUACCUCUCUGUCGUGUGGGGCUUCGGUAUGAUCAUCGAAGCGUUCAUCCGCAUCACCCUCAUCGUGCUCUUGUCUGUUCAAACCAUGGUGUAUGUGUCUCCCGUGAUUCCCAUGGUGUGUUUCUGGCCGCUCGGGUUUUGGUCGUUCAAGUACUUGCAAAAGCAUGAAGUCGUCGAAGGAGCUGAAAACGAUGUGACCAAGCCACUGCUCCCCACAUCCAAAGAGCUCGACUACCAAGUCGACAGCCUAGCCUAA
Aphanomyces astaci is the source of this 687-nucleotide messenger RNA. RefSeq lists its product as hypothetical. Lineage: Eukaryota; Oomycota; Saprolegniomycetes; Saprolegniales; Verrucalvaceae. The transcript has a single exon. The record is from RefSeq and is a predicted model, not a curated record. The coding region runs from base 1 to 687 and encodes 228 amino acids.